Molecule: messenger RNA, 876 nt
Organism: Aspergillus viridinutans
Lineage: Eukaryota; Fungi; Ascomycota; Eurotiomycetes; Eurotiales; Aspergillaceae
Exons: 2
Coding region: 1-876 (291 amino acids)
Source: RefSeq, a predicted model, not a curated record
AUGAAGUACCCAACACACAUCAUCGACCCCAACGGGGACGUGAUCAUAAGACUCCUCAACCCAAAUGCUCCAUUUGCUGUAUCUGAGGAAUGGGACUAUGGAGAGGAAGACGAAUUACCAUCGUGGUUCGGAUCGAGACAGUGGAAUCCGUUGAACAACGAACAAGCAGUCGACUCGCUCCUUGAUCUUUCUGUUGUUGGCCAGGACGACCAGAAUGAACCACCAAAAUCUGCAGCAUCAGAGACUCAUGUUUCCCUAUUGGCGGCGACCGGUCUAACGAGAGUGCCUACUCGACGACAACGUCAUCGUCCACGGAGAAUGAGCGAAAGCGAAUGUAUUCUGAGUGAAUAUGCACGCAAACCCGCAUUUAACGACGAAUAUACCUACCAAGUCUCAUCGCGACAUCUCAUACUCGCCUCUCCAUUCUUCCGCGCGGCACUGACAAAAGGAUGGAAGGAGACCCAUACCUUAGGCACCCACGGCUCUGUCACAUUCACCGUCUACGACUGGGAUGAUCAGGCGCUCUUGAUCUUCCUAAACGUUAUACACGGACAGCACCGCGACUUGCCCUGGAAAGUAGGGUUAGAGCUCUUGGCGAAGAUUACCGUCAUCACCGACUACUAUCAGUGUAUAGACGCCAUCCAGUUCAUGGCGCUGUCUUGGUAUGCUUUUUUGAAGCCGACGUGCUCGUAUCUUGUGCGGCCGAGGGAUAUUGUCUUGUGGUUGUGGGUCUCGUGGGUGUUGCGUCUUCCAGAGCAGUUUCGGAAGGUUGGCGCAAUGGCUAUGGAGCAAUUGGAUCAGCGGAUGGAUUCGUUGGGAUUGCCUAUUCCGAGGAGGAUUCUAGGUGAGUUUGUGCAAUUGUGUCAGAUGCAGUAG